GUGAGUAACGUAACGCCUCUCUGCGUUUUCACACGGCUAUAAAUAAUAGCAAUUGAAACACUCCUCCCUCAAGCAAGAACCAGCUUCUUCAUUAAAGGUGAUAUUAUACAAAAAACUGGUAAGGAUAAUGGAGAAAGAAGAGGAACAAAAAUUGGAGUGGCUUGAAUCUCAAAAGAUAGAGACGAGCAUUGACCUAUUUGCUGCUGCCAAACAACAACUUCAGUUCCUAGCAGUUGUUGAACAUAAACCUUGGCUCUACCAUGGUCCUAUACUCGAAAAAGCCAUCUACAGAUACAAUGCUUAUUGGCUUCCUUUGCUUGCCAAAUAUUCCGAGUCUUCUGAUAUCUUGGAAGGACCAUUAGUCCCUCCUCUUGACUGUGAAUGGGUUUGGCAUUGCCACAGACUUAAUCCCGUGAGGUACAUAGUAGAUUGUCAUAUAUUAUACGAGAAAGUUCUGGACAAUUCUGGCGUUACAUCUUCUACAAGUGGAAGCUGCAAACUACAAACUGAAAAUUUGUGGAAGGAAUUGUACCCUAUGGAGCCUUAUGAGCUUGACAUGGUUAAGGCCAACUCAGAGCGGGUGGAUCUCUCAACUCUUGAGAAAUACACCACCUACGAUCUUGUUUCAGCUGUCAACACGCAAAGCUCAUUUUACUAUACGUUUGCUAAAACUCAUGAUGUGGAUAGUGACAUCAUAAUUCAAGAAGCUGUUGGUAGAUACAAAGCAUUUCUCCACUUGCUCAAGAGAAACAAAGAAAAGUCUAUCAAACUGAUCAUUGCUCCGACUUACGAUAUUGAUCUAAUCUGGCACACACAUCUGCUACACCCGUCCUUUUACUACAAGGAUACGGUAAAGAUCCUUGGUAGCAUCUUACAACAUCUUUAUGGUAAAGACUCUAACAAAAGCAAAGCUGAGACUCUUGAAUCUGUCUUCUCCGAAAUUUCUGCUCAAUGGGAAGACACAUAUGGUCAAAUCUAUUGUAAAGCCAGAGCAGAGACGUCUACAGAGAUGGAGGCUGUUAACUCAUAUUCUCCUUAAAGUUCUUAGUUUUGGUUUUGUAAACAAAGAUUUCUCUCAACUCUUUGCAAUUCUAUAUUUUCUUCAUCUAUAUAUUAUGAUCAUGUGUUCUCUGUUCAUGUGUAAGUGUUAUGCUCAUUGGGUUUUCGGA
Molecule: messenger RNA, 1169 nt
Organism: Capsella rubella
Lineage: Eukaryota; Viridiplantae; Streptophyta; Magnoliopsida; Brassicales; Brassicaceae
Product: glycine-rich domain-containing protein 2
Exons: 5
Coding region: 128-1039 (303 amino acids)
Source: RefSeq, a predicted model, not a curated record